Messenger RNA from Seminavis robusta, 315 nucleotides. Lineage: Eukaryota; Bacillariophyta; Bacillariophyceae; Naviculales; Naviculaceae. The record is from the annotation of a GenBank genome assembly.
AUGGCCCUUGGCGAAGCGAUCCAGAUGAGCAGUGGCAUCCACAUGCAUGCUAUGCCCAAGCUCUCACAACUGAUGCUGAGCUUUCUAAGAUACCCUUCAGCCUCCAAAUUGCUGAUCAGAACGUCAGCUUCAUCAAUCGCAACACUCCUUUUGGUAAACUCCUUUAAAAUUGCCAUGCUUCAGCUGUGGUGGUUCCUUUGCUUUCUCCAUGGUGGUUUGUCAUGGCUCUAUUCGGGGGCAACCCUGCAUGAUAUCCUUUCUGCUACCGGUAGUCUACUCUGUAGCUUGAGUGACACAGUCACUACAGUACCGUAG